Gigantopelta aegis is the source of this 2024-nucleotide messenger RNA. RefSeq names its product cyclin-C-like. Gene Ontology annotation, molecular function: cyclin-dependent protein serine/threonine kinase regulator activity. Bases 32 to 922 code for a protein of 296 amino acids. NCBI's taxonomy places the organism in Eukaryota, Metazoa, Mollusca, Gastropoda, Neomphalida, Peltospiridae. Gene Ontology annotation, biological process: positive regulation of transcription by RNA polymerase II. Gene Ontology annotation, cellular component: nucleus; mediator complex. The transcript is spliced from 11 exons. The record is from RefSeq and is a predicted model, not a curated record.
UUGUACCAUCUUAAAUCCGGCGAAAAGAAAUAUGGCAGGCAAUUUUUGGCACAGUUCACAUUAUCAGCAAUGGAUGUUGGAUAAACAAGACUUGCUGAGAGUGCGAGAACAAGACCUGACAGUUAUUACAGAAGAAGAAUAUCAGAAAAUACUCAUUUUCUUUUCUAACUUUAUUCAGGCUCUUGGUGAACAGCUGAAGAUGAGACAACAAGUUAUAGCAACUGGAACUAUCUAUUUUAAAAGAUUUUACGCAAGGAAUUCACUCAAGUGUAUUGAUCCGUGGUUGAUGGCACCAACAUGUAUAUUUCUAGCAUCAAAAGUGGAGGAAUUUGGAGUUAUAUCUAAUUCCAGGUUAAUCACAACAUGUCAGAAUGUAGUGAAGAACAAGUUUGCUUAUGCAUUUCCACAGGAAUAUCCCUACAGAAUCCAGAAUGUCCUUGAGUGUGAAUUCUACUUACUGGAGAUGAUGGACUGUUGUCUGAUUCUAUACCAUGCUUACCGACCUCUGAUGCAAUACUGUGCCGACCUCAACGCUGAAACAGACUUACUCCCCUUUGCCUGGAGAAUUGUGAAUGACAGUCUUCGUACAGAUGUCCCCUUGAUGUAUCCACCAUUCCUCAUCGCUCUAGCGUGUUUGCACAUGGCCUGUGUUAUAAAGCAGAAAGACAUAAAACAGUGGUUUGCUGAGCUCUGUGUUGAUAUGGACAAGAUAUUGGAAAUCACCCGACAGAUUUUAGCUCUGUACGAGAUGUGGAAAUCAUACGAUGAGAAGAAAGAAAUCCAGCAAGUGCUAGCAAAGAUGCCAAAAGCGAAACUUAAUCCAUCAAGACCUCCUUCCGAGGGCCCCUCGGCUUCUGACUCAUCCAAUCAGCAGUCUUCCCAGAAUCAACAACAACAACAGCACCAUCAGUCUGGACAAUGACAGUAAACAACAACAACAAUGUCAUUAACAACAACAACUCAGCACCAUCAAUCUGGACAUGACAGUAAACUACAACAGCAACAACAACAUCAUUAACUUAGUUCAUAUGGGUCAUUGAAAUCCUGGAAAAUCCAGGAAUUUGCAGAUGUCAUAUUCCAGGCCUGGAAAGUCAUGACAUUUUGAGACGUGGAAAGUCGUGACAUUGUGCAUCAUGGAAAGUCGAGACAUUGUGCAUCAUGGAAAGUCGAGACAUUGUGCAUCAUGGAAAGUCGUGACAUUGUGUGUCCUGGAAAGUCAUGACAUUGUGUGUCCUGGAAAGUCGAGACAUUGUGCAUCAUGGAAAGUCGUGACAUUGUGUGUCCUGGAAAGUCGAGACAUUGUGCAUCAUGGAAAGUCGUGACAUUGUGCAUCAUGGAAAGUCGAGACAUUGUGCAUCAUGGAAAGUCGUGACAUUGUGUGUCCUGGAAAGUCGUGACAUUGUGUGUCCUGGAAAGUUGAGACAUUGUGCGUCGUGGAAAGUAAUGACAUUGUGUGUCAUGGAAAGUCGUGACAUUGUGUGUCGUGGAAAGUGACAAGUGUUGGAUGAUGUCUUCCUGUGUGAAAUGACAAGACGAGGUCAUCAGUUAUGUCGACCAUUGUAAAGAAGGUCAUGAAAAGUGUCUUUACAAAGUCCUGAGAAGUCCUGCUGUAUAACGAAGUGUAUACACGUUUCUGGGUAUAUGAAAUUUAGACAUUAAUUGGAUUGUGUUGACUGUUUCUAACAACAACAACAACAUUGUCAUUAAACAUUCAUUCAUUCAUCCAUUUUUAUCAUCAUAUAAAAUGGUAAUGAAAUGUGUGGAAUGUGGAUCAGUAUGUUUCUGACAUCAUCAUCAUCAUCAUCAUCAUCAUCACUCUUAUGAGUUUGUGAAAUUCAGACAUUGUGUUGAACAUUUCUGACACGUCCAGAUAAUAAUGUUUUCAGAACCUCGAAUGUUAGUCUAAUGGUAACACAACCAACAUCAUUUGGUUUUUAAUAUUAACUGUUUACAGGGAUGGAUCCAAAAAUUUGGAAAAGGUCUGUGUGCAAAAUAAAAGGAUAAAAUAUGGAAGCCCUUCCACA